GUCGCCGUGUUCGCAUUGUGUGUGUCGUUCCUCGGUGUCGUCGCGCCCCGUCGUCGAGUCACCCCUAAUAUCUUUCGAUUGCGCCCCCCGUGACAUCAUUCGCAUCAUCUGACGUCAUUGUUUAACCCUUUUAUCGGUAAAUCGAAUUACCGUCAUCAGUGACCUGUCUUUCCCUUCUUCGUUGACCGAAGAUUACGGAGAGAUUUACACCUGACGACGCAAAAUGGGAACGUCGCUCCCGAUCCCCGUCGUGAAGGAUCCUUCGAGAUGUCGCGAGGAUGUCGCGCGGGAUGGCGCACGGUGUCCUUGAAGGGGAGAUGCACUUUGCGAAGAUGCACGUGUGAUACGGGACAGGCUCCGACAAAAUGUUGAUCAAGGAAUAUCGCAUACCGAUGCCUCUCACGGUAGAGGAGUAUCGUAUCGCUCAGCUAUACAUGAUAGCGAAAAAGUCUCGGGUGGAGAGCACGGGUUCCGGUAGCGGCGUGGAGAUAAUCGAGAACAAGCCGUACAGCGACGGUCCAGGCGGCGACGGACAGUACACGUUGAAAAUCUACCACGUGGGCAGUCACUUACCAGGCUGGUUCAAGAGCCUGCUGCCCAAGUCGGCUCUGAUCGCCAAGGAGGAGGCAUGGAACGCCUAUCCGUACACCAAGACCCGCUACACAUGCCCGUUCGUGGAGAAACUCUCCGUCGAAGUCGAGACGUACUAUUUCCCGGACAACGGUCACCAGGAUAACGUCUUCCAGCUGAGCGGCAGUGAUUACAGGAACAGGAUCGUGGAUGUGAUCGACAUCGUCAAGGAUCAGCUUUACGGGUCCGACUACGUAAAGGAGGAGGAUCCUAAGCUGUACGUUUCGGACAAAACCGGAAGAGGCCCGCUGGAGGACACCUGGCUGGAGGAUUAUUGGGCCGAUGUGGAAGGACAGCAACAACCAUCGCCGUCGGGAAAGUCACUAAUGUGCGCGUACAAGCUAUGCCGAGUAGAGUUCCGUUAUUGGGGCAUGCAAGCGAAAUUAGAAAAGUUCAUACACGACGUAGCUCUGCGGAAGACGAUGUUGCGGGCGCACAUACAGGCAUGGGCCUGGCAGGACGAGUGGAAUGGACUGACGAUGGAGGACAUCAGGGAGAUCGAGCGGCAGACGCAGCUGGCGCUGCAACGGAAGAUGGGCCUGGGUGACUCGACGGACGAGCUCGGUGAGAACCAAGAGGCGACCGUUGCGGCGGCGUCGACGGCCGGCGCGGCGGUUGGUGCGACGGGCGUCGCGAUGACGCCGCAGGAAUCGGACGUCGCCAAGACGUUGGCGGCCACCUUGGGCAGCAUCGAGAAGAACGAAGAAGCCCAGAGCCCGCCGUCCGUCAGGAAACCGUCCGACAUACCCAUCAUCAACACGGCGGCCAGCUCCGAGGGUGAGAUCAGUCCCGAGGACUCGCCGACAGACCUCGACGAGAUCAGAGCCGCGGCCGCUAACGAGAAGGCGGACGGCAAGAAAAAGUGGCGGAAGAACAACGUGUCGAUGCAUUCUCCGAGUUCCAACAAAAGCUUCGACAUCCAGAUCGCGAAUUGGAGGAUGGAGAGCAUCGUCAGAGAAUCCGAGUCUGGCAGCGACGACGAGUUCUUCGAUUGUCAGGCUGGGUUCAUUAUACCUGUUAUACGCAAAGAGGACUUUGAAGAUAGCCCUUCAUUAGCUAAAUGGAGUUCUUUGGAUCUUCUAGCAGAAGGGGAAGACACGGCUGUGCGUACACCGCCCGCGGCGAAUGAGCAAGAGGACACGAUAUUUUCGCCUUCGUAUCUGCAGCGCGUCGCCAGCGAACGAAACAGCAAGAGGCUGCAGAUCUACUCGUCGACCAGUAUCGACGUGUCGUGCCCGGCAUCUCCUCAACAUUCCCCCACGCAUCAACCUUGCAAGAUCACCGUGCUAAUUAUCGUGGUGCAUGCCGGCAGUGUUUUGGACGCAAAUGUCGAUUUAACAGCGAAGAAGUCGGACAUCAUGACAUUCCGUGGAGCUUUCGAAUCCGUCAUGAGACAGCAUUAUCCCAGUAUGGUCGGGCACGUCUCCAUUAAAUUCAUCGCCUGUCCUUCCAUCUGUACCGAAGGUCUUGGAAUCUUAUCAAGUCUGAGUCCGUAUAGUUUCGACGUGUCGCCCUCGUGCAUGGACGCUCCUCAGGUCACGCACGACACCAUUCCGAUCGGCGCUAUACCGCUGUUGGCGAGCUCAAGUUCGGAAUACCAGGACGCGGUGUCGCGCGUCGUGAUGGGCGCGAAUCAGGUGUACCACGACUUCAUCAAGAGCGACGAGGGCAAAGGUUUCUCCGGGCAGAUUUGCUUCGUAGGCGACUCGGUGGGCUCGAUCCUGACCUACGACGCUCUGUGCAGAGCUACGCAGCAUUCGCGGCACAGCAGCGAGAACAGCAUACUGGAGACCAGCAAUCAGAGCAACGAAAACGGCGGGAACGCCGAGGACGGCAGGCAUCUCUCCGCGCCGUCCCCCAGGAGAAGAUCUUCUGGCACCAGCGACAACAAGCUGGACUUCGAAGUGGGUGAUUUCUUCACGUUCGGCAGCCCGCUUGCUCUGGUUCUGGCUUACAGGAAGAUCGCCGCGUCCGGCGACAAGAACAGUUUCAUACCCAGGCCGUUGGUCAACCAGGUGUACAAUCUGUUCCACCCGACGGAUCCCGUGGCCGCGAGACUGGAGCCUCUGAUCUCGGCAAGAUUUUCGCUGAUUCCGCCGAUCAAUAUUGCGCGAUAUCAAAAAUACCCGCUCGGCAAUGGCCAGCCUUAUCACUUGCUGGAGACCAUCCAGACGAACCCGCAGCUGUUCGCCGACGGACUGAACGUUCCCAAUGUUCAACUGUCGCAUUUAAGAAGGCUAUCCGAUAUAUCGCUUCAAAGUACAAUGUCGGGCAUUAUCGACAGCGUUCCUCUGCAGGCGGUGUCCGCCCUGACGCAGAAAUGGUGGGGCACCAAGAGACUGGAUUACGCACUCUAUUGUCCAGAGGGUCUCGCGAAUUUUCCUACGAACGCCUUGCCGCACCUCUUCCACGCUAGUUAUUGGGAAUCUUCGGACGUGAUCGCGUUUAUCCUGAGGCAACUGGGCAGAUUCGACUUGCAAUUGCUCGGCAAUGAGGAGAAGGAUCUCACUUGCUUCCGUCCAGGUCAACCCAGAGAGAAGUGGAAUAAAAAGCGUACCUCCGUUAAACUUAAGAACGUUGCUGCCAAUCACAGAGCGAAUGAUGUCAUCGUGAGGGAAGGUGCACCACAAGUACUAGUCGCUAGGUUCAUGUACAGUCCUAUUGAUAUGAUAACUUUAACAGGUGAAAAGGUGGAUAUUCACAUUAUGCGAGAUGCACCAGCAGGUGAGUGGACACACCUCUCUACCGAGGUGACCGACAAAAAUGGUAGAAUAAUAUACAAAAUACCAGACGACAAAGCGCUAAGCUACGGGCUCUACCCGGUAAAGAUGGUUGUAAGGGGAGAUCACACAUCUGUAGAUUUUUUCAUGGCGGUGAUACCCCCGAGAACCGAAUGCGUGGUUUUCAGCAUAGACGGCUCCUUCGCUGCCAGCAGAUCGGUGAGCGGUAAGGAUCCGAAAGUUUGGGCCGGUGCCGUCGAUGUUGUGAGGCAUUGGCAAGAACUGGGUUACCUCAUUAUCUACAUUACCGCGAGGCCCGACAUGCAACAGCAGACAGUGGUUUCCUGGUUGUCGCAGCAUAAUUUCCCCCACGGUCUCGUCUCGUUCGCCGACGGCCUGUCCAGAGAUCCGCUCGCUCACAAAGCCGCGUACUUGAAUAAGCUCGUGAAGGAACACGGCAUGAUAAUCCACCAGGCGUACGGCAGCGAGAAGGACAUUAGCGUGUAUACUGCGAUCAAUCUGAAGCCGAGCCAGAUCUUCAUCAUCGGCAAGGCGUCCAAGAGGCACCAGGCUUUGGCGACAAUAUUGCACGACGGCUACGCUGCUCACCUGAGCACGCUGCAGGCGCACGGGGGCUCGCGUCCCGCCCAGGGCAACGCGCGCAUGGUGAUCCCCAGGGGUCAGUUCGGCCUGCCAGGGCAGAACUCUUCCCUGCGUCGACGGAGCUCUUUUAGGACGACGAAGCGUGCGAUCUCGCAGCCACCCUUAGGCAAGGCGUCCUUCCCGUUGGAGCGAUCUACGAGCGUGGGACCGCCGGCCACGUCGGCGGCAGCGGCCUCGCAGUCGACGGCGCCGGAGAAGCUCUGACGAUUUGCGCGUUGCCGCUCGUUCUUCGAGUCCCGGCGGUAACUCGCGAAGAAAGGACACUUGGUUUCGUAUACACACGAAAGAUCGUAUCUCCCUCUUCGUUUCGUAGAUCCUCGUUGCGACGGCCGUCUCUUCUCUCGUUAGACUCUCGCGUCGUCCUACCGUGGAUCGCACGAUCGCAAGCGGCGUAUUCGUAAUUUCAGUGCGUCGACUCCUCGUAGUAGCCCUUAGUCCACACUCUCCCGUAGUUCCUCGACGCCGUAUACGUCGUUCCUUUACACGUACUUCACGCGGACACACCCUCCGUCUUGCGGAUCCUCGAUCUCGCGUCGGAUCCCCCCGCGUCGCGGAUCUCUCUCGCUCGGACUUGUGGUAUCGCGGGAUUCCCUUUCGUUCCGCCUUGACUUGGUCCUCACUUCCUCGUUUGUGUUCCCCGUAUCACGGAGUCUUGGCUUUUGAGGAUUUUAAGCGGCGCCUUUCGAAGAGGAAUCCCAGACGCGGAGAGGAAUUACCGCGAAGAAUCUUGCCGCGCUUGUUAAAUGCACAACUAUACAUAUAUUGUUUAAAUGAUACGCGUGUGAUAUAAUUUGUUAUAUAAUAUUUAUAUAUACACGGUGUUCCGUUACUGCAACUACUACUACCGUGACACCCGUGAAUGACAGAUUCACAGGGGCAUUUUUUUUUCAGUCCAGAUAAACAGUCGUAAAAUUAACAUUGACAAAAUCACGAGGGGAGGUUGGAAAGGAAGGUUUUAUAUCAAGUGAAAUUUGCGACUGUUUAUUGAUUGUUCGAGUAAAAGGGAAGUGUUCGGACAGUUUUACAAGUGUGCUGAAUCAAUCACUAGUGUUAUUUUGUGGAUAUAUCUCUUCCCUUGAAAGCACAACGCAAGGAAUCUUGACAUGCGUUUUCUCGCUUCCCGACGUCGUUAAACAAGACCAGUCAUAGCGAGUACUCGGAAGCUUUAAGUAAACAUGUUAUUAAUACACCUACCGAAUAUUUGUUUUAUUUUGAAUAUUUUUCUCCCAGUGUAUCGCCAAAAUCCGGUCUGUCAGAUGAAUCUGAUACCUGAUCGCGCGAAUCCUUAACAGUCGAUCGAGUCAUUUUCUUAAACGCUUUCCAUUGUAGUCUCAAUAUCCUCGUAUUAGGAUUUUCGUUUUAAGAUGCCCCCAGAAAUCUGCCGUUCACGAGUAUCGUGAUGAAAUAUUUUAUAUUGUAGUUGCGCAUUAAUAAUUGCGACGAAAUUCUCAUCUGCCAUUCCUCUCUUUCAGCAUUUUACAUCCGCACUGAUCGACGUAAUGACACUUCCCAUACAAAGACUAGACCGAAAAAAGUUCCUUACUCGAUUUCGCGGAUCCUGCAUCAUGUGGAUUCCCGAUUCUGCAUUUUCCUGGGUCUUCAGUUUCGCGAAUCCUUGUACAGCUCCGAUUACACGGCUCUUUCCGUUACACACGCGAAUCCACCACCACCCCUUCCUCCCUGUAUUAUCCCUAUAUCGUUAUUCAGGAAUUGACUUCCGCUGUGUAUGUACAUAUACUCAAGGUUUUUCACUCGUAUACUUUGCGUCAUUUUGAUACGACGAGACAAGGGCAAACAACCGGGCGGCAAGUAUCUCAUCUUACGUUGUAAGCUUACCUAGUUCUUUCUACUUUUAAGUGUGUUCUUCCUCUCUCUCUCGAUUCGAUACACGCCGACAUCCGCGCGAAUUACGCAAAGAUGCAUGAAUCGUUGGCGGAGAACUUCGUUUGGCGGAACGAUGCGCCGAGAGAACGAAAAACUUGUUAAAACUGUUACCUGAGUCUACCCGUUGUUAUCAAUAAGGAGAAGUAACGUAACGUUAUCUGUGACACGUAUACAUAAAAUACACGAACACCCACACACACACACACACAUACAUACAUACACAAUCAUGUGUAAGCGACGCUUAGAGGUAAUUAGCGUGUAAGAAGAUCUGUUAGCACUCUACUCAUUGCCAAAACGUUCUAGAGAAACGUAAUACGUAAUGCUCUGCAAGGUCCGCGCCGAGUUAUCCUUCUCGGGGCUACUUCUUCGCACGUAAUACUCAUAUCGCGGGGGCAGAAGGAGAGGUUCUCCGUGUAAUUUUGUAAGUGAAAGUGACAGUGCAUUUAUUUACAAUCGUUAACUCCCGAAGUUAACAGUACCAUUAACAACACCAAUUUUGACGGUGUUCUUUCGAAUGAUUAUCUUUAAAUUUUCUUUCCUCUUUUAUUCGAGCUCUCUCUUUCCGUGACAGUAUUUCUGGAACGCCUCCCGACGAUAACACGCGUAUCAAGAAGUGUUUUGUAUGUUUACUCGCGAAGAAGGAUCGGAUCGUGUGUGAGUCAUUCUUAUGUUAGACGAAGCAUCGAAAUAUUUAGGAGACGAGUGGUACAAAAAAGCUACUUCCUUCUUGUUACGUAGACGCGUAAAAAAAGUAGCGGACGAUGUAAAUAACGUUAGAUGUUGUGUAAAUAAUCACGUUAAUCCCGUGGAGAAUAUUAGAGAGAGAGAGAGAGAGAGAGAGAGAGAGAGAUCAUCUUGAUACGACUAGCUAUUAUUAGGUGCUUCGUCGACAAUAGUGUGAUGAGAUAAAUGCGCGGACUCGGAGCUGAGACGAAGGUGCCGAAGGUUGAUUAGUCGGUAAGUCGAGAUCAUACGAGGUGAAAACUCCUAAUACUUUGAUCUUUUGUCCCUGAGAAUCAAGAUUUCUACGAAUAUCGAGGAACAUUUAACACUUCGUCGGGGAAGUCGAGAAGCAAACGAGGGAUCAAUUAUUCGUCCCGGCUCCGAAUUACGCCGAUCGGAAAAGGAGGGGUGACACAUAAUCGACGGUGUCUCAUUACGCUUAAAUCUAUCACAAUUGAUGUUAGGAAACAGAAAAUCUUUCCUAAAGGGCGCGAUUCGAUAAUAUACGGUGUCCCGAGUCACACAUCGGCGAAGAGAAAUCUCACGCGGCGAAAUCCUUUUCUCCGACAGAGAUGUCUGUCUCUACUCAUCGACGUGUCUAUUUUUCACGGUUGUACCGCAUUUUCAGCAUCGCGAGGUACAUCCUAUUUUUUUACAUCUCUUAUAUCGGAAUCAUCGAGUCCUGGACUAUAAAUCAUUCUUCCAACUCGUAUCUAUAUUUAGAUAAAUAACCGCGCGUAUAUUUGUAUUGUCUCGCAUCUUUAUCGAGUUAGUCAGAAAGUUCAGUUCGAUUUUCAAUAAAUGACGUCACACACACACACACACACACACACA
Dinoponera quadriceps is the source of this 7454-nucleotide messenger RNA. It is a transcript of the gene rdgB, whose product is annotated as protein retinal degeneration B. Gene Ontology annotation, cellular component: cytoplasm. NCBI's taxonomy places the organism in Eukaryota, Metazoa, Arthropoda, Insecta, Hymenoptera, Formicidae. Gene Ontology annotation, biological process: phospholipid transport. The record is from RefSeq and is a predicted model, not a curated record. Bases 366 to 4217 code for a protein of 1283 amino acids. Gene Ontology annotation, molecular function: phosphatidylinositol binding; phosphatidylinositol transfer activity; metal ion binding. The transcript has 21 exons.